Pocillopora meandrina is the source of this 921-nucleotide messenger RNA. Lineage: Eukaryota; Metazoa; Cnidaria; Anthozoa; Scleractinia; Pocilloporidae. The record is from the annotation of a GenBank genome assembly.
AUGGCUUUAAACUCUACGCAGUCAGUAGAAAGGUUUCCGUCUGAUUCUUCAAUAAAAGAUGACAGAGACUGGCCUGAUUUUGUUUGCGGAGCGGGAGCAGCUGCCGUUAACAUUCUCUCGACGUUCCCCGCCCACAAAGUCAUGUUUCGGCAGCAAGUUGAGGGGUUAAGGAUUCGCUAUGCAGUGCGCCAGGUGCUAAGAGAAGGGGUGUGGAACCUUUAUCGUGGAGUUGUUCCACCAUUGAUGCAAAAAGGAACUUCAAUGGCGAUUAUGUUUGGUUCAUACAACAAGUUCCAAAGAAUGCUUUCUCGUAAUUUAACAAGCACUUCUUCAGUGGCCACUAGUGCAAUAGCAGCAAUGCUAGCGGGAACGAUAGAAGCACUUUUUACACCAUUUGAACGAAUACAAACUUUAAUGUCUCAUCGUGGGCACAACGAAAGGUUUUCCAACACAUUUCAAGCUUUCAAAGUCGUGGGAGUGCAAUAUGGAUUGCGAGAAUAUUAUCGAGGGCUUACUCCGAUACUGUUGAGAAAUGGACCCACUAAUGUGUUAUUCUUUGGCUUGAGAGGCCCAUUAAAGUCCAUUCUGCCGGAGGCAAAAACUAGUAUUGGAAAUGCAGCCAAUGAUUUUGUUAGUGGAGCUGUUUUGGGGGCGUGUUUGAGCACAUUGUUCUUUCCAGUUAAUGUUGUGAAAAGCCACAUGCAAAAACAGUUGGGUGGAGAAUUUGUGAACUGUUUCAAAGCUUUCACUGUAGUUUUUAAUGAAAGAGGAAGGAGAACACGACGGCUCUUCUAUGGAGUCUCACUGAACUACACUCGUGCUCUUGUGUCUUGGGGAAUAAUUAACUCCACUUACGAGCUUUUGAAGAAUUGUUCAGGAAACAGCAAUGUUCUGAGGACAAAAAUGCAUACAAAAACUUAA